This is a messenger RNA of Photinus pyralis (common eastern firefly), 787 nucleotides long. RefSeq names its product WAP, Kazal, immunoglobulin, Kunitz and NTR domain-containing protein 2. The coding region runs from base 196 to 546 and encodes 116 amino acids. Gene Ontology annotation, molecular function: peptidase inhibitor activity. Gene Ontology annotation, cellular component: extracellular region. Lineage: Eukaryota; Metazoa; Arthropoda; Insecta; Coleoptera; Lampyridae. The record is from RefSeq and is a predicted model, not a curated record. The transcript is spliced from 4 exons.
UAAAUUUGCAUUACCGUAAGCUCGUUCUAGAAGUAUUUCGUUUUACAAAAUGAGCUGACGUUUACGAUAAAUUACUUACAAAACAAAUUGCAAAAACGAAUGCCACCUCCGAGUGUAUCUUAAAAACCUACAUACAAAUCUUAACUUUCUACCAUCGUACACGCAGAUCCGACGAGUAAUUACGACCACCUUAAUAUGACGAAAAUACUUAUUACAUUAGCAGUUUUAUCGACGUUAUUGUACGUCGCACAGGGCGUAUCGCCCUCAGAAUCUUGUCCAGUAUCGAACCAAAUGACCAUAUGCACCCCCAUAUGUAAGGACGACACGCAAUGUUUUGGUCAAAAAUGUUGCCCAAACAUAUGUAACACAAAAUCGUGCACGUCCGCAAAUCAAAGAGGUUCGCAAUCGAAAUAUUCGGGAUCUUCGUCUGGCGGAUCAUACGGCAGUAGUUCUGGAGGUGCUGGAAGUUAUUGUGGAAAUGUAAAGUGCAAUUCGUUCCAAAAAUGUAAAAUGGACCCCGCUACGAAACGCGACAAAUGCGUAUAAAGAUAAAGAAACAUUUUUCAUAUCAAGGCAUAUUUUGAAUUACUUUGUGGUAGGCACUUUUUUCAUUAUUGAUUAGGCACCUGUCUGGAAAUUUAAGUUUUGGGUACCUACCAUACGUUAGCGUGACAUUUUAUAAUUACUUUAACUGUUUUGUCGUGGGGGUACCUGCAAUUAUGUUUUUGCGGUUGUUCUCUUUUUUGUUCUGUUAUUCUGAAAACUAUUAAACAAAUACGAUUAUUUA